UGUAGUAAUAUUGUUCGCCCAACACCAGACCAAGAGCUGAGAGCCCGGCUCAUCAGUUGGAACUAUGUUCCUACCUAAAUAGUUGUCUUGUGGAGUAACGCCCAAGCGGAACGCAAGAUAAUGAAAUAUGGAUCUUGGCCCACUAGAGGUUUCGCCGGAAAUCUCCGAAUCAAUAUUGAGGGUUAUUGAUUUGUUAAAAAUAGUGGGAGAUAAUUAAUUAAAGGCCUAAUUAAUUAUUAAACAUGAUAGAUAACCUAGUUUGCAAAAUUUUCUGUAGAUGGCAAACAACAACAACCCUUUUAACCUGCGUUACAUCCUGGAAAACAACAAGUUAUCCGGGACCAACUUUCUUGACUGGGAGAUGAACCUCCAGAUCGUUCUUGACUGUGAGAGGAAACUCUACAUCCUCGAAACGGAUCCUCCCAAGACCCCUGAUGCUGAUGCUCGUGCGUUCGAACUCACUUCCUUCAAGAAGUAUGAGGAUGACGCGCGAGAUGUAAAGUGUAUCAUUAUGGCCAGUAUGACCGUGGAGCUCCAAAGGCUCCACGCAGACAUGGAAGUGCGUCCUAUGAUACAAUGCUUAAGAGACCUUUACCAGGGUCAACCCCAAAACUUAGGUAUUUACAUUAUCGAAGUCAAUAUGUCUGAUAUCACCUCUUGGGUGAUGGAUACUGGAUGUGGUUCUCACAUCUGUACUUCUAUGCAGAACUUGCAUGAAUGUAGACAAUUGACGGAGGGAGAGAUACAACUAAAAGUCGGCAAUGGCGCACUCGUCUAUGCAUUGGACGUCGGAACCUAUAGUUUAUCUCUACCUAGUGGUCUAAUAUUGCAUUUGAAUAAUUGUCUGUUUGUACCUAGUAUGAGCAGAAACAUCAUUUCUGUAUCCUGCCUUGACAAAGCAGGAUUUUCAUUCGUUGUAAAAGACAAAACUCUUUCUGUCUUUAGAAAUGAUAUAUUUUAUGCAAGUGCAAAAAUGACCAACAGUCUCUAUGUCCUUGACAUGGAUACCACGAUAUAUAACGUAGAUGUUAAGAGAAACAAACCUAACAGUUUGAAUCUCGCGUACCUUUGGCAUUGUCGUUUGGGCCACAUUAACGAGAAACGCAUAUCUAAGUUACAUCGUUCCGGUGUACUUGAUUCAUUUGACUUCCAGUCAUAUGAUGUUUGUAAAUCUUGUUUACUUGGUAAAAUGACAAAGGCUCCAUUCACUGGUCACGGUGAAAGGGCGAGUGACUUAUUGGGCCUCAUACACUCCGAUGUGUGUGGUCCAAUUAGCACUGUAGCUAGAGGUGGUUAUUCUUACUUCGUUACAUUUACUGACGACCUUAGUAGAUAUGGAUAUGUGUAUCUCAUGAAACACAAAU
Molecule: messenger RNA, 1364 nt
Organism: Cuscuta campestris
Lineage: Eukaryota; Viridiplantae; Streptophyta; Magnoliopsida; Solanales; Convolvulaceae
Source: the annotation of a GenBank genome assembly